This is a messenger RNA of Solea senegalensis (Senegalese sole), 1329 nucleotides long. RefSeq names its product homeodomain-interacting protein kinase 2-like. Lineage: Eukaryota; Metazoa; Chordata; Actinopteri; Pleuronectiformes; Soleidae. The record is from RefSeq and is a predicted model, not a curated record. Gene Ontology annotation, cellular component: cytoplasm; nucleus. Gene Ontology annotation, biological process: peptidyl-serine phosphorylation; peptidyl-threonine phosphorylation. Gene Ontology annotation, molecular function: protein tyrosine kinase activity; protein serine/threonine kinase activity; ATP binding. The transcript is spliced from 7 exons. Bases 1 to 1329 code for a protein of 442 amino acids.
AUGUAUUUCAGUAUCUCCGUUGAUGAACUCAUCCCCUCUGACUCCACUCAUUAUGAGGUGCAGGAGCUUCUAGGCAGAGGCACCUAUGGGAUAGUCACUAAGUGCAGGAAAACAACCACCAAUGAAAUUGUGGCUUUAAAAAUCCUCCGGUCACCACAGUGUAUGGAAGCUGCCAAGAAAGAGGUGGCUUUUCUCAAGUCAAUGAGAAACUUCAACUUAGACAAUUUCAAUAUCCUCAAACUGAACACCUACUUCACCUUCAAGGGCCAACUCUGUCUUGAGUUUGAGAAACUGGACAUGAACCUUAAACAAUUCAUCGAGAAUAACCACGAUCAGACUCUGGAGAUGACGGUGAUACGCUCCAUUGUGCAGCAGAUGGCUACUGCCCUAGAGUUUCUGAAGGGCAUCGGGGUGGUUCAUGCUGACUUAAAGCCGAAAAACGUUAUGGUGGUGGACCAUUCACAAAGGCCAGUGAGAGUCAAAGUCAUUGACUUUGGUUUAGCAUGCAGACAUCCUGAGAAACAUGUGGGUGUAAACCUCCAGUCCAGGUGUUAUAGAGCUCCAGAGGUCUUGCUUGGAAGUCCCUUCAACGAGGCCAUCGAUGUUUGGUCUUUGGGAUGCGUUGCUGCUGAACUGCUAUUGGGCAAAGUACUUUUCCAGGGCUGUGAUGAAUAUGACAUGAUGAGAUGGAUCGUCUUCACCGUUGGACAGCCACCAGUCCGUGUGCUCGAUGCAGGACGGUACACAGCAGAGUUUUUCAAGAAAAAUGUCCUGCGACCCGGAACCAACCAGUGGACCUUUGCGUCGAGAGGUGAUGAGACGAUUUCCGCUGACAAGGGCAACAUGCUGAGUGAUCUUCAGACAAUCCUGCAGAAGGCGCCUUAUAGAGUGUCAGACAAAGACACUUUUUGUGAAAUCUGUGAAAGGGUGAGCUUUGCUGACCUGGUGACAAAGAUGUUGACGGUGGAUGCUGCUGACAGAAUCACACCAAUGCAGAUUCUUCAGCACCCAUUUAUCACAAUGGACCACCUUGUCGACAUAUUUGGCUGCACCCCCUAUGUGCAGUCGUUCAUAAAGCAGAGGCGCACCUUUCAGGGUCUGAGCUCUGAUAACGAGAAAGACAUCACAGUCCCGUCAACAUACCAGAGUGAGGAUUCCUCUUACAUCACUGCCAGUUCACGAGGCAGUGACCCCUCUGAAGGCAGCUCUGUUUGGUUGAGUGCAAAUGAGCAUUUCUCACCUUCAGACUCUAUCAUCAGCGAGGACAAGGCAGAUGACAGAAAGAGAAGAAGGGAUACCGAUGAGGAUCCACAUCAUGACAACACGUAG